Messenger RNA from Cucumis sativus (cucumber), 405 nucleotides. Its product is annotated as vegetative cell wall protein gp1. The record is from RefSeq and is a predicted model, not a curated record. The coding region runs from base 1 to 405 and encodes 134 amino acids. The transcript has a single exon. Lineage: Eukaryota; Viridiplantae; Streptophyta; Magnoliopsida; Cucurbitales; Cucurbitaceae.
AUGCCUCACUCUCUCCUUCUCAACGCCCUCUUAGCGGCAGCGCUGCUCUUCUCCGCCGCUGCCAUAUCCCCGUCCCCGUCCCCGUCGCCCACUCCUCCUGCCUCCCUUUCCCCUCCCUGGAGAUGGGCUCCCAUCACCAAGCCUCCUACCCAACCACCAACGCCGUCCCAUGAAACCGAGCCCAGUACUCCACCGCCGUCGCCUACUUCAGUUCCGCCGCCGGCCCAUCACGAUGAGCCACCAACUGCACAACCAGAUUCCCCUUCUCCGUCUCCGACGUGGAUUGCCGAACCGCCUUCGGAAGCACUGUCGCCGUCGAAAGCAAAGAGUGAUGGGUUUAAGAACAGCUUCUCGAUGGUAGGAUCGGUGGCUAUUGGAGCAAUGGCUGCUGCUGCUCUCCUUUGA